Messenger RNA from Penicillium psychrosexuale, 810 nucleotides. Its product is annotated as aminoglycoside phosphotransferase family protein. The transcript has 3 exons. The record is from RefSeq and is a predicted model, not a curated record. Lineage: Eukaryota; Fungi; Ascomycota; Eurotiomycetes; Eurotiales; Aspergillaceae. Bases 1 to 810 code for a protein of 269 amino acids.
AUGCAGCCACUAUUCAAUCCAUUCAAUCCAAUCUCCGAUUCUCACCAACAGCCCCGAAGCUAUGAUCUGGAGGGAGACUUCCCGCUAGACGGAACGGACCUGGUCACAGACGAGACUCUAGUGACUCUUCUUAGUUCUGCUCCUGUGAUGCAUAAAUUUGGCUCCACAAAACUUGUUCGACUAUCACGGCAUUUGGUGUUGAAAGGCGGCGGAAGUGUCCUACCAUGCGAAGCAGAGACGCUCAAAUUCGUUGCGACCAAAACCGGCAUUCGAGUCCCACGAGUCCAUCGUUCAUUUCAAGUCGAGGAUCAGACUCAGUAUUUUGGCACGAAGGGAUAUAUCGUGAUGGAUUUUAUCGCAGGCCAAUCUCUCGACAAGUGUUGGACCGACCUACCCGACGAUAACCAAAGACAAAUCGCUAUACAGGUUGCGGACAUGAUCAAAGAGAUGCAGUCUAUUGAAAUCUCGCAGCCAGCCCCCUUCGGUGGCGGGAAAUUUCGCGGCCGGUUCUUCACGGAUUAUAGCGCCGGUCCGUUAAGGACUGUGCUGAACUCCAAGGCUGGUUUAACCACAAGCUUGAGAUCUGAUAUAAGUCCUCGAAACCUGGUCCUAGACCGGAAUGGAGAAUGGUUGAUUGACUGGUCGAAUGCCGGUGCAUAUCCCCCUGCAUUUGAAAGCGCUGCUUUGAUGGCUCAGCAGUUUUUCCCCAGCUUCAAUGAAGCAGUUUUGGCUGUUAUUCCACGAUUUCCUGAGGAAGAACUGCAACUUGAUUCUAUUACAUAUGGGCUGAUUACUGCGGCAUUGGCCUAA